CAGGCCAUCUGCAAAUGAUUGCUGACUCUGUGCGGGAGGCGGAUCGUUGUGUCCGAUGUUUCUCCACAGAGCUCACUUGAACCUUUCUCCUCGAACAAAACGAUCCCCAUUGAGAUAGCCGACAGUCGGUUUUCCUCUCCCGGAGAGGAGCUGGAGGUGGACCGGGGGUACAUAACAAUGAUCAACACCAUGGAAUGCGCAGUGGACGCGCAAAGCCUGAUCUCCAUUUCCUUAAUGAAGAUCCAUAACUCCAGGACGCAGAGAGGGGGGAUCAAGCUGCACAAAAACCUGCUGGUCUCGUAUGUACUGAGGAACGCCAGACAGGUCUACAUCAAGGAGAAAUACGCGGAGAUCUACAGGAUGCAGCAGUACGAGGAGGUGAUGACGGUCUGCAACGAGAUCCAGGAGCUCAACCCGCUGGAUCUGGACGCGGAGGACGCCGACGAUGAGGAGCAGGCGCGGGCUGCUUGCUGCGGCGAAGAGGCGAGUCUGUGCGGCUCUGCGUGCCACCGAGACGCAGCGCAGCCAGCGGCGCACGCCCGGACGGCCAGCGCUCUCCCCGGCUGUGAGGAAGACUGCAAAGAGCCGGAGCCCUCGUACUACCGGAGCUGCUGCAUGGAGGCUUCCCCUGUGUCACACUGCGACCAGUUCCCCGCGAACAGCAGCGCGCACUGCAACAAAACCACAGUGCUGGACUUGGACACGCAUGUGGUGACCACGGUGGAGAACGGCUACCUCCACCAGGACUGCUGCUGUGACGCGCUCCAGUGCGGCCAGGGCGCGCAGUCCCCGGCCAAGAAACGCAAGGUUGAGUUCGGUUGUUGUGUCUCCGACGUUGAAGAAGUGUCAGAUUUUACAGCGGCUCGCAAAAGGGCCAAACGGGAGGACUGUUCGUACUCCCACCCGGACUACACGGACACUUCCAACAUCUCCAACCUGAUCUCCAUCUUCGGUUCGGGGUUUUCAGGGCUGCUGAGCAGACAGGCGGACUUGGAACAGAUCUGUAGCAAGCAGGUUCUGGCCAGUCUGGGAGCAUGGACUCGGGCAAUUGUGGCAUUUUGAAUCAAACACUUUAUUUUAGGGGGGACCGGGGUCGGUUGUAACAUGUUUUUUCACAAAGUGUUGGUAAACAAAACCCAGUGGAGGACUUUCUUCUACUGCCAGCUUGUUUGGGAACAUUUUCCUAAGCUCCCGUUCCCUUAUGGUUCCCAGAGGAAAGUUUACAUAUCCACAGUGUUUUAUGUAAGAAAAAGAUGGACUUUGUGGGACAUUUGGCAGAGUAACCUUUACGGGAAUGUUCUGAGAGACAUUUUUAAAUUAUUACACAAUAAUUAGUGAACAAAUUUGUCACAAGUUUAUAAAUUAACUUAUCCCAUAUAAAGUGUGCUGCUUCCCUCACCUUCAUUUCUGAACAUUACAUAUGUUCAUUUUCCAAUAAACAUUGACAAAUAACUUUUAGCUAAAUGAGGUUUAGCUUGCGUUACAGUUGACCCCACAGUGUCAGCCAUAGUAAAAAUACCAUGUGAUAAACUCACAACUUUGACAUCAGCUAGCAUACUUGUAACCAAAACUUCAAUUCAGACUGUACAGAAGAUAAGUGUCAAGGACUAUACCUCAGAGCUUUUGUCUAAUGAACAUUUGUGAGUCACCGGUGUGCACUGGGUGAAAUCACCUUCACUUGUUUCUGAUUGGAGGGAAACGAGGUGGUACAACCAAACCCGGUCUCCCCUACAACGUCUAAAUCAACUUUAUUUUUGCAAGAAAAAGCUAUUUAAAUGAGCAUUUUAAUGAGAAUAGUGUUUGGCAGGGAGGGGAAAGAGUGUGUGCCAUAUGUAUCAUGUACAGGCUCUCCUGUUUACACAGUGGGAGAUGCAGAAUACACUUUUGAGACUGAUGAAAUGGAUUUUCUUCUGUUGCCUUAAAUCCACUGCACACUACUGCUAGCUAUUGUCAUGGAUCGAAAGUGACUGAAUGUCCCUCCUGUCCCGGGCCGAGCAGCCCUGUGGAAAAACACCCCCGUCUCCAGUCUGAAAUGGACCUUGCACAUUCGGAGCAGCUUGUUGUCACGUUCAAGACUCCCUCCUAAAAACACUUCCGAGGUACAUGGACUCAACUGGCUUAUAUCACUUAAUGGAGUGCCAACACUUAAAUUCUGUAACACUUUUGGGCUAUUAACAUGGCCAUCACUUCACCUCCACUCCCAGUGUGUGGUAGCAAACAGUACCGGCUUCAUUUUGGCCGUUUGACAUCCUCUCUUAAUCAUGGUUGUUGCUCAAAGCCUCCACAGCGAUUCAUAAUUCCAACAUGUCUUGGUUUUGUGAGUGUUUUUUUUUUUUUUUUUUUAACUUUGUUUUGUAAGAGAAUGAUCUUAGUCCUUUUGUUUUAAAAAGGCAAACUCAUGAUUUUAGCCAUAACCUGAGAAUCCACGCAUUAGCUUUAUGAGCACUAUGUGUACCAAAAUAAAGAGAGUAUUCAGCCAUUCUCUACAUAUUUUGUUGUUAUUCUUGUAUUUUUGUGCUUACUAAAUUGUAUAUCACCGGGUAAAACUGUUGCAGAAAGUAUUUGUUAAAAAUUUAUAAUCUUAAUAAAAAAUGAACAUCUUAA
This is a messenger RNA of Dicentrarchus labrax (European seabass), 2604 nucleotides long. RefSeq names its product immediate early response 5-like (gene ier5l). NCBI's taxonomy places the organism in Eukaryota, Metazoa, Chordata, Actinopteri, Moronidae. The coding region runs from base 178 to 1062 and encodes 294 amino acids. The record is from RefSeq and is a predicted model, not a curated record. The transcript has a single exon.